UAUGGAUAAAAUGAAAAUGGAAAUAAGGCAAAAUAAAAUUUGGGUGUCGAUUGACGAGACAUGUGACGUAGAAGAACGGUUUAUUGCCAAUGUUAUAGUUGAAAUUCUAAAACCCGAUUGUCCAGAACGCAUGUUUUUACUUCAUUCAGAAGAACUAGACAAAGCAAAUCAUUCAACUAUCUGCAAGCUGCUUGAAAAAGCUAUGGGAAUAAUAUGGCCUGGUGAUAUACAGUAUAAUAAUGUCUUGUUAUUUUUAUCUGACGCCGCUCCCUAUAUGGUGAAGGCAGGUACUGUUCUGAAAAAUAUUUAUACAAAAAUGAUACACGUAACUUGUUGUGCUCAUGGACUUCAUAGAAUCGCUGAAGAAAUCCGUGGACAAUUUGGAACGGUAGACGAACUAAUAUCUAAUAUUAAAAAAAUAUUUCGAAAAGUACCUUAUCGUGUUGAAAUCUUUAAAUCUGAAGCUCCUGGUAUAAAACCACCCCCUGAACCAGUUAUUACCCGUUGGGGCUCUUGGAUAGAGGGUGCAAUUUACUAUUGCGAACAUUUUAGAACAAUUUGUCACGUAGUAAGUUGUCUAGAUGAAAACGACGCAGACAGCAUUAAAAAAGCAAAACUGUGCAUUGUAAAAUCGGGUUUAGAAGCCGAUUUGGCAUAUAUAAAAAGUAAUUUUGAAGUUCUUACUAAAUCCAUUAUAGAACUGCAAACAAAAAAUGUUUCAUUGUCUGGUUCACUUGCUGUGGUUGAAAAUGUGAAACAGAAAUUUUCUUUGUUAAAAGGCAUUUGUGGAAAACUAGUUCUAACUAAACUGCAAAAAGUUUUUGAAAAAAAUAAUAGCUUAAGGAUUUUAGAAAAAAUAUCAAAAAUACUUGACGGUGAAAAUGAUAGUAAUUUAGAUGACUUCAGUGAAUUUCCAGAUGACUACUCCAGCGAUGAUAUUGUAUACUUUAAAUAUGCGCCUAUUACAUCAGUAGAUGUCGAACGGUCAUUUUCGGCAUAUAAAACCAUAUUAUCUAACAACAGGAGGUCAUUUGUAUUUGAAAACCUCAGAAAACAUUUGAUCAUUCAAUGCGAUAAUGACGAAAAUCCAUAAAAUCCUCAGUCUUGAAAAUGAAGUC
Messenger RNA from Sipha flava (yellow sugarcane aphid), 1118 nucleotides. RefSeq lists its product as uncharacterized. NCBI's taxonomy places the organism in Eukaryota, Metazoa, Arthropoda, Insecta, Hemiptera, Aphididae. The coding region runs from base 2 to 1093 and encodes 363 amino acids. The record is from RefSeq and is a predicted model, not a curated record. The transcript has 2 exons.